Molecule: messenger RNA, 7551 nt
Organism: Parnassius apollo (apollo)
Lineage: Eukaryota; Metazoa; Arthropoda; Insecta; Lepidoptera; Papilionidae
Source: the annotation of a GenBank genome assembly
AUGGACAAUAUGGCGUCGAAUGUGUCAGUAAGAAGCACCAAACAAAGGAAGGACAAUCUUAUUACGAGGAAACAGGACAAGAGUCCAGAGAAGACUAUCAGAGGGACCAGGGGCGCUUAUAGAGGCAUCCCUUCAACCUCAAAGAAGGAUGAGGAGACGGAUACAGGGUCUACGGAAAGACUGGAUAGGCCAAAGAAGUUCAUCUCGCAGAACAAGAGUGGCUAUGGACUUGGAAAACGCCCCGAUUUUUCACUGAAGAACCGGAACGUGCAUCUAGCUUCGUCACGAUAUGGCCAGAUGACAUCAGGCCUACAUGGGCAUGGGCACCAGAUCUCGCAGCCAGCUCAUCACUUGGAGUCCACGGUGCUACCUGCUAAGGAGAAGACUGUUCAUGGCAAGGAGAAAACCUUCAAGGUGGUGAUGGGCGGUGAGGUGGGUGUGAUGAAGGCGCCGGUGCUGGGCCCGCGGCCGUACAAUGCGCUCGCCAUCAUACACACGCAGCAGAGCAACACCUUCGACAUGCUCAACUCACUAACAACCAGUGUGGCGAGUCAGCCAGUGGUGGGAGUGGGAGUGGGCGGGUACCGGCGGCGCAGCUCGGGGCAGGGCGCGCUAUGCGAUCCCGAGCUGGACGACAGCGGGAACAAACUCGUCGCGCGCCUUGAGGACGAUGCCUUCAUAUCCGAACAGGAUCUGGAAGAAAAUAUUGAGAUUGCGACAGCGACUGCAAAGGGAUUACCACAUGCAGAUGAUACAGGAGGGGAGCAACCGCAAGAACAGCAAAAUGGUUUGGUGUAUGGUCCCAUAUACGACAAACUGGAGCUGGAGAAGGACAAACAGAAGCAGGAUAAAGAAGAUGAAGAAGAACCAAUCGGUGUAUCACCUUGUGGAAGGUUCUUUAAGUAUGACAAGGAGGUGGGACGAGGCUCAUUCAAAACAGUAUACCAUGGGCUAGAUACACAAACGGGAGUUGCUGUUGCUUGGUGCGAGUUGUUGGAGAAAAAGCUGAACAAAACCGAACGUCUCCGGUUCCGCGAAGAGGCUGAUAUGCUAAAGAAGCUCCAGCAUCCCAACAUCGUACGCUUCUAUAACUACUGGGAGGGCACCGUCGCCAAGAAGAAGAACAUUGUAUUGAUCACUGAGCUCAUGCUUUCUGGGACACUUAAAGCGUACCUGCGGAGAUUCAAGAGGAUCAAUCCCAAAGUCCUCAAGUCAUGGUGCCGACAGAUCCUGAAAGGGUUGAAUUUUUUGCAUUCUAGGACACCGCCAAUUAUUCACAGAGAUCUGAAAUGUGAUAACAUCUUCAUAACUGGCACCACGGGAAGCGUGAAAAUUGGAGACCUCGGCCUUGCUACAUUGAAGAACAGGAGUUUUGCCAAGUCCGUUAUUGGCACGCCGGAGUUCAUGGCGCCGGAGAUGUACGAGGAGCACUACGACGAGUCGGUGGACGUGUACGCGUUCGGCAUGUGCAUGCUGGAGAUGGCCACGGGCGAAUACCCGUACAGUGAGUGCAGCGGACCCGCGCAGAUUUAUAAGAAGGUUGUCUCGGGAGUCAAACCACAAAGCUUGGAAAAAGUCACCAUUCCAGAAGUAAGGGAUAUCAUUGAGUCAUGCAUCAGGCCGAAUAAAGCAGACAGGCCAAAAGUAAAGGAUCUUCUAAACCAUGAGUUCUUCGGUGAGGACAUUGGACUGCGGCUUGAGAUUGUCGGUCGCGAUCUCGUUACUUCUUCUGACAUCACCAAGAUACAGUUUCGGCUCAAGAUCAUCGAUCCCAAGAAGAGGUCAUACACGCAUAAGGAGAACGAGGCGAUCCAGUUUGAGUUCGACAUGGAGCACGACGACUGCGAGGAGGUGGCCAACGACAUGGCCAAGGCGGGUCUCAUCAUGGAAGAGGACGCGCGCAUCGUCUUCAAGCUGCUCAAGUCUCAGCUCAUCUCGCUCAACCGAGAGAGGAGUGAGAAGAAAGCCCAAAUGCUGUUUAAUCAAGAGCUGAUCAAUGAGCAGAACCGGCAGCAGCAGUUACUUCUCGAGCAGCAGUUGAGACAGGUGAAAAUGAUCCAAAACCAACAGCAAGCUGGCCCUGUAGAUCAAGUGAAAGCUGGUCUGGUCAAUGGUGUGGGAUCACAGCCUGGACUAGCAGCCGUACAGCUAGACCAACAGUCGCAACUACUUCAAGCCCAACAACAUCUCCUGCAACAUCAAUAUCAACAACAUAUAAGUAAUGAAGAGACUGCCAUGAAGAUCCUGCAGCAUAAUUUCAUACAGUCUAGGAUAUCACCCUCGCUAACCCCCGACCAGCAUAUACUCCAACAACAAAAGGCCAUGCUUGAACAAAAUAUCAAACAACAAGUAAUCAUGGAGCAGAAUCUUUUAAAUCAACAAAUGUUGGAGCAGACGGCACAGGGCCAGUUUAUCGAACAUCAAGCCCAGCAGAUGCUCGAGCCUGUAUCAUCACAAACUCAACUUCAACCAAACCUUCUUAACACACAGUUUGGUAUAAACGAAAUCAGUAAUCAAAAUCAGGCGUUGCAGCAACAGAUUAUACAACAACAGCAAAACAUUAUUGCACAUCAGGCAGCUGCCAUACAACAAAAACAGUUGGAGGAACAGCUAACGGCACAAGAGAAUAUCAUAGCCGGCCCACAACCGAAUCUCGCUACCGGUCAGGUCCUAGACCCGUCCUUACAGAACUUGCAGAAUAUCCUUGCGCAGAUCAUACAAAGACCCGACUCGCUGCAGUCGCGGAAGGACUCAGAGUCAGAACAACAACAAGUGGUGCAGCAAAUGCAGCAAACACAACAAACUCCUGCCUUUAGCCAGCAACCUACUACAGAGAGUAUCGACGUUCUAGCCGCCACGUCUCAACAGGAACAGGAUUCUCUACAACAGAAAAUGAAUAAUUUUCUAGGAUCUCAGAUGCAACAACAUGCUAGUCAGAACGUUAACUUCCAACAGAAUCAGCCACAGUUUAUGCAGCCUAAUAUACUAUCGGCCGCGGUUGACCCGGCCCUUUUAGCUCAGCAACAACAAGUAGCUCAAGCGCAACAGCAAAUGGUUCAAGCCCAGCAUCAGUUGAAUAUGCAAAAGCAAAUGCUGGCGCAACAACAGCUAGUCCUCCAACAACAGAUGCUAACUCAACAACAGUUGCAACUACCGGGUCAGACGCUAUCGCCGCAACAUUUUCGAAACACGAUCUUCCAACAACAACAGUAUUUAGCUCAACAGGAACUGCAAAUACAGACACAACAGAGUAUAAUAGAUCAGCAAAAUUUAGCGCUUAUGGCGCAGAAGCAACAGCUACUUGGGCAGCAGCAACAGAAGGUCGAAGAGAUAAUGAGAGCGCCACGCCCAGUGUAUCAACGGCAGAGUUCAGAACAAAGUCAGAUUAGCACAGCUGAUGUACAUGACCAGCAGCAGACAUUAAUGCCUGAAAAGUAUCAACAGAAACCUCCACUACAGUCCCAAAUGUCUAUUGAUCAAAUGCAGUACCAAAACCCUUAUAUUGAUAUGCAAAUUCAGAAGAAAGAGGAGCACUAUCAUCCUCAAAUGCAAUUGCUACAGGGCCAGUCUCUACCUCAUAACAUACGGGCACAGAAUUUUAAUGUAGUUCAGCAGAGUGAAAGGCAGAUAUCUAGUCAUGAAGGCACUCCGGUGCAGAAUUAUUCUGUCAGUCCUCUGCAAAUGUACCAACAGCAGAAUCAGUCCAUCCAGAACUUGCAGAAUAUUUCUUACCAAGCAGUAGAUUCUUCUGUUCCUACAUCUGUACAACAAAACCCUCCAAUGGUUCAAGAAUCUGCUCCUCAGAUGUCAUCAGUUCAGCAAUCUGUUCAACCUACUGCUCAACCUGCUGUGCAUCCUUCAUCUGCUCCUCAGAUGUCAUCAGUUCAACAAUCUGUUCAACCUACUGCUCAACCUUCUGUGCAGCCUUCUGUUCAACCCUCUGUUCAGCCUUCUGUUCAACCCUCCAUUCAAUCUUCUGUUCAACCCUCAGUUCAAUCCUCAGUUCAACCCUCAAUUCAAUCUGUUCAACCCUCUGCCCAACCUCUGGUUCAACCCUCUGCCCAACCUCCAGUUCAACCCUCUGCCUUACCUCCAGUUCAACCCUCUGCCCAGCCACCAAUUCAACAAUCUGCUCAGCCUUCUGUUCAGUCCUCUGUUCAAAACCAAGAAUCGAUACCACAACAAUUGAGUAUACAGUCCGAUCACUCGGAGAAUGGACAUCAGAGCAAUGGCGGUCAGAAGGAGCAAUUUUUGACACCGAUGACGGAGUUUCCAUCAGGAGCUACACAUCCGGAAUCGAUAAAGCCACCAGACUUGAGUUCCGUAGAUGAAAAGCAAGGAGAAACCCAACAAGAAGUAAGCAGCGGCACAGCAGUUCCUUCACCUAUCACAAAUGAAAAGAAAUCUCGCGGCUCCAAAAAGCGUUCACGAGAAAAAGAUAAGCUGCCCAAACUGACUGUGUUGGAGAUCAAUGAAGCGGCAACAGUGGUGGAAUGUCAGCUCGAGUCCAAAUUCAAAACCGUCACCUUCAAAUUUGACGUCACUGAUGUCAACCCAGAGGAGAUUGCUAGUAAUCUUGUGUCGAACAACCUCCUGCCGGAGGUGCAGAGCGGCGCGUUCACGGAGCUGAUUCGCGACAUCGUGCAGCAGUUGCUCAACGAACCCGGCCAGCUGCCCGUGCUGGGGCCCGCACACCACGCCGCGCUGCGCCUGAACAUCGACCGGACUGACUAUGACUCAGAAACGACGGAGCGUGAAGAAAACCUAACGGACUCCAAUCAGGACAACUCCGAGUGCACGACUCCCACCGCCAGUCAAGACAGCAUCGCACUGGCCGAGUUCGCGGACGAUGAGCCCGCGCCGCUAGCCUCCGCGCCCGCCUCCGCACCCGUCCCCGCCCCAGCCCCCGCCCCCGCUCCCGCCCUGACGCCCGCCGCGCCUUCGCAUGUUCCUGUUGAUGUAUCCCCAAGGAAGAUCAGCACUGCGUCGUCAAUAGGUUCUAAUCAAUCCGACGGCGGAUCGAUAGCACCUGAUCGCUCAGGGAGCUCAGAGUCACAGAAUGGCGAGAAAAAAACACAAAAACCCACUCGUAAGAUAUCAAGAUUUCUAGUCAGUCCCGUCGUUGACCGCGGUGAGGAAGCAUCCGAAGAGAAGACGGCCAUUGAGUCAGAGAAACCGGUAGAGCCAAAACUUUACUCCGAAGUCGCCAAAGAACCACGCAAACUCGACUCUCAAGUCAACGGUCUUACGGAGCAAGAACCUCAGCCACCACCAGUACAACCUGUCUCACAAGUCAUUCCUCAAGAAAAUUAUGUUCCUAACCAACAGUAUUCAGUAGCUUCACAGAUAACUCACGCACCUCAAACUAUGGCCGAGCAUCGGCCCAUAGAUACGAAACCAGAGAUUCCUAUUAGUGUGCCAAUGCCACAAAGCACUGUGACACCAAUAACAGCUCCUAUUACAACCAAUAUACAGUCGACAAUGCCACAAGUUUUACCUUUCCAGAACAAUAUAGUCAACCCUAAUCUGCUAAGUGGGUCUCUACAGACCAAUUUGACGAAUUUAAGUACGCCGUUACAAAUAGCUACAGAUACCCCACUGUUAGGGUUGAGUCAAGUGGGAACUCCUUUGGGAGUGAGCGGGGAACUGGGUCUAAGCAUGGGAUUAGGUGCAGUAGGUUCAACAUUGGGGGAUCCCAUGGGGCUAACAAGGCUCCCUUUCGCGCAGCCCACACUUACACCCACUCCUGGACUAAGUGAUACGCUCCCCAACGCUGAAAACAUUCAGAGGAUGCUGUUGAAGCAAAAUAUAAUGAAUCAGCAACAAAACCUAACUGGUCCUAACCUCCUGGGCCUUCUCAACCAGCAGCAAUUCCCUCAGCCUGACCUCGCUCUACACAGCCAUCUACUCACCAACGUUCCACCAGCGGGCGGUGUGACGUCAACGCGAUUGCCCCCUCACUACCAGCCGCAGAGGUACUACCAGCCCAUGUUGGCCACAGCAAACGACUUUAUAGUUCAACAGCAAGCAUUACAAAACUCUGUAUCGCAACUGAGUGGGCAGGCUAUUGGUGCUGGCUUUGGACUGGGGUUGGGACUUGGAGCUCCACUGCAGGGAGGAUUGGGUACUCCUCUGCUACAGCAUCAAAAUAUAGGGCUCGCCGCGCAGAACCUUGCUCUCAAUCAGAACAUCAUGGGGCAGAAUCUUGGACAGAAUUUAGGUGUAGCCCCGCAGAGCCUAGCACUAGGCGGUCAGAAUCUCAUAAGCGGCACUGGGCUGGCGCUGGGCGGCGCGGCACUGGGCCGCGUGGCGCCACACUUGGCUGCGCGUGCGCUGCGCCGCCCGCUCGACGCCGACGCACGUAUAACGAAUAUGAACUCGACGGGUUCGACACAGCCCAGCACGCCGAAAGCUCAAUCUUACGAAUAUAUGUUACAGCAAAAACUGUCUGCUAUAUCUAACAGCGGUCCAGUAUCACCUCAGUCCCCAAUAGAGUACAGUCCAAUGCUUUCGCCGACGCAACGUGGAAUCCACGCAAUACAACCACAUAAGGGCGAGGUUAACGAAGCGCUUGGCAGUGAAGGUGUAGAGAGCGCAGAUUUGGUCGGCCCGAGCGCUGAGGCGGGACACGCGUCGCGCCUGGCGCACUUGGACCACGAACUGAGCAAGAUCAGCCUCCAUUACAAGCAUCCGCCAACAAAGGAUGUGUUUAUGCAACACAAUGCAGAGGAACAUGACUUGCUUUCUGACAACAUCAAUGAUGGUGCUGACAAUGCAUAUGAAGAGCUGGGCGCGGAGUGGGAGAGCGCUAAGCAACGCUACCGCGUGUCGCGAGCAGCUCCGUGCCGCGGCUACGCACUGUGCCGACUGCUGCCCCGCACGCGAAUGCACGCGAAAGACUCGUCGCACGGCUUCGGUGAGAACGGUUUGGAUGAAGUGUCGUGCGAGCAUAGCUCAUGGUGCGAGGAGGGAGGUGAGGAGACGGAGGGCGGGGAGGGUGCGGAGGGUGAGGAGGUGGGCGACACGUACGUGCUGACGGACUCGGCACGCGCGCGCUGCUACGUCCUUACGGACGCGCUCAGCGGCCGCACGGCCACCGUGCUCGACCCCGCGCCGCUGCAGGGAGAAACGAAACCGAGCGCAGAAGAAUUAGAAGACCGAGAACGCAGUUUCUUAAUUCUUGAUCCGGUGCGCGAUAUGACGUGUACAGUCAUUAGCCGUACUUUGGACUUAGAGAAAGACUCCGCUUUCGAGGGCUUCGUCGAGGGCUGCUACUCGCAGGAGAGCGUACCAGAGCAGGAAACAACGGAUAGUAUAUCAACGACAGAGGAGCUGAACAAAUGGCGGACGGUCGUCAUCGAGGGGCAGCCGUGGCGGGAGGGCGACACGGUGUCGAGCGCGGCGGGCAGCGGCGCGCGCUACGUGGCGGGCGUGGCUGGCGGGCCGGGUGGCGCGCUGCAGGCCGACGUGCUGCUGGACGACGUGCUCACCGACAGAGUGCUGUGCCGGCAGAUGGUGUUGGUGUCGUUGCGCGCGGCGCCACAGUUAUGA